AAGAAACAGACAGCAACGCACUGAAAAAGAGUUCAGAGUGAGACGUAGCCGUCCCGAACGACCCGCAAACGCCGAGCAACGCGACACUGAUGUUAGCCAUGGAGAGAUCCGUCAGAUUCGCAUUAGUGCUGGUGGCCGUCUCCAUGCUGAUUUCGCACCAUCCUACAGACGCGUGGUACAAGCAGGCGACCGGUCCAAGCUACUACUCUGUCGGCAGGGCGUCGGGUUUGCUGUCUGGCAUCCGAAGAUCACCCUACGCCCGGAGAUCCGAGCCCGAAUCGGUGCUGGACAGCGGCGAAACACCUGCAAACAGCGUCCUCCCCGACCUGGGAAAUCGACAGACCUCAAUCCUGAAAACGAUGGCGAUUUGCGUGAAAGACAUUUCGCCCAAUCUUCAGAGCUGCGAACUCGUGCAGGACGGCUCGAGCACGUUCCAGUGCAAAGCGGAUGUGCUCCUCUCGCUCGACUCACAAGACUGCGCAGGCGUCUGAUCUGAGCCGCGAUGCCGCGUUACGGACAGAUGACACCGAAUGUUUCAUUUACACUACAAAAAAAUCCCAAAGUGUGUGACGGAUGUAAUUAUGU
Molecule: messenger RNA, 585 nt
Organism: Conger conger (European conger)
Lineage: Eukaryota; Metazoa; Chordata; Actinopteri; Anguilliformes; Congridae
Gene: npb
Product: neuropeptide B
Exons: 2
Coding region: 90-491 (133 amino acids)
Biological process (GO): feeding behavior; G protein-coupled receptor signaling pathway
Molecular function (GO): G protein-coupled receptor binding
Source: RefSeq, a predicted model, not a curated record